Messenger RNA from Diuraphis noxia (Russian wheat aphid), 1278 nucleotides. RefSeq lists its product as uncharacterized. Lineage: Eukaryota; Metazoa; Arthropoda; Insecta; Hemiptera; Aphididae. The record is from RefSeq and is a predicted model, not a curated record.
AUGCCAGUGGGAAGCCGUGUACAGAAAGUUCAAGAGGUAAAGUUGUGUUUCAACUGCUUUUCAAACAUGCAUAUGGCGGAUGUGUGCAAGUCAAGGUACAGCUGCCGCGUGUGUAAUGGUAGACACAAUACGCUACUACACUACGAAAGGCAAGAACCUCAAGCCAUCGUGAAUGAAGAAGCUGCCACCGAAAAGGUAGACAAUCCUAGCGCGAAGGUGUUUUGUGCAGCUCAAAGAGUUAAUCAUGUCUUUCUAGCAACCACUAUAGUCUCAGUACUGGACCGUUAUGGGGAAAAAAGACCAUGUAGAGUAGUAUUGGAUAGCGGGUCGCAAAUUAACUUUGUCUCGAGGAAAAUGGYUAAGCUGUUAAAUCUUGCUCGCAAGAAAGUCGAACUACCAGUAACUGGAAUAGGAGCUAACCGGAUUCAUUCAACUGCGUGCGUUACCAUAGAUGUAUUAUCCAGAAUAAAGGAAUUUCAAUUUGCUUUAGUUUGUCACGUUCUACCUACCAUUGUAGAUGACCUUUCGCCUCAUGCGAGUGGUAAAGCCGAUUGGAAUUUACCAAAGGAAUUAAAUUCACAGCUGGCUGAUCCAUUAYUUCAUUCAUCAGGACCGAUAGACAUGCUGAUAGGAGGUGGCGUCUUUUUCGACAUACUGGAAACUAGAYGUAUCCGUUUAGGCACAGGAUCGCUGUGUUUGCAAGAUACCAAAUUUGGUUGGGUCAUUACCGGAGAAGUUGGAGCAGUAUGCCUGUUAAACGUUACAUCUGUCGGCCAGUCACUAGAAGAUGGAUGGGUUGCCAUAGAAAAUAGCAAAGACGUUAAUUGCUAUUUGUCUAAAUCAAACAAAAGGAGUCUGGAAGAAAGGGAAGCAGCAAGACACUUUCAAGAGACUGCAAAACGCGACCAAGAUGGUAGAUUCGUGGUACGGUUACCGUUAAAAUCCGAAGUAACGAAUUUAGGAGACUCUCUGAGGAUGGCGACAUCAAGGUUUUUAAGCGUGGAACGUAGACUACAGCAGGAUGAAUCCUUGAGAGAAGCAUAUGUCAGCUUUAUGAAAGAGUACAAAAACGCAGGUCAUAUGCACGAGCUAAACAAYAAUGAACAGGUAACCAAUAACCUUUUUUAUUUACCUCACCACCCAGUUGUAAAAUUGUCAAGUUUAACAACGAAGUUACGUGUCGUCUUUGAUGGGUCGGCCAAUAGUUCAACUGGAGUCUCACUGAUUAUGUCCUUAUGUGUGGGCCUACAGUACAAGAAGAACUAUUCAGCAUAUUGA